This is a messenger RNA of Sclerotinia sclerotiorum 1980 UF-70, 186 nucleotides long. RefSeq lists its product with no specific name. The transcript has a single exon. NCBI's taxonomy places the organism in Eukaryota, Fungi, Ascomycota, Leotiomycetes, Helotiales, Sclerotiniaceae. The record is from RefSeq and is a predicted model, not a curated record. The coding region runs from base 1 to 186 and encodes 61 amino acids.
AUGGGAAUAGAUGCGCGGCCUUCGAAGUCUGCACGGUUUGUUUUUCUCUUCAAGAUAAUUACUCCUGCAGGACAUGAACCAUCGAUUGAGUUUUUCCUCUCUGUAUCUGCGAUUGGACAAUGGCCUGCGGAUGGUAAGGAUUCUCCGCAUGCUCUCUCCAUCAAAAGAGUCAUGAACAUCCGUUAA